Messenger RNA from Drosophila erecta, 1036 nucleotides. Its product is annotated as probable E3 ubiquitin-protein ligase makorin-1. The transcript has 2 exons. The coding region runs from base 98 to 955 and encodes 285 amino acids. Gene Ontology annotation, molecular function: metal ion binding; ubiquitin protein ligase activity. Gene Ontology annotation, biological process: protein polyubiquitination. NCBI's taxonomy places the organism in Eukaryota, Metazoa, Arthropoda, Insecta, Diptera, Drosophilidae. The record is from RefSeq and is a predicted model, not a curated record.
UACAACGUGCUCAAAACGAAAAAGUUAGAAAGUUUACAUCCGCCUGACAUUUGAGCUGCCUCGAUUUUAGAAAACCCCAACCCCUUACUGCAGCAAGAUGAGUACAGUCACCAGCAGCGAUCACCAGGUGGACACCGAGGUGCUGCUGAUGCCCAGCACGAGCAGCAGCGCCAGCACCUGGAGCCAGCAGAGGAACUGGGCCAACGCCGCGGAGUUCGUGCCCAGCCACAAGCGUGUUACUAGUGAGGUGGAGGCGCCGGCUGGAGCAAGCUGCAGUGCAUCCGCUCGGCAUGCACCAGUUGUCUCCAGGGCGGAAGUAGUGAGAGGAUCUUCAUCUGUGGCCAAUCACGUGGAGACGUCCUGGAGCAGGUCGUUCGCCAGAUCCGUGGACAAGAAGUGCGGCAUUUGCUUCGAGACGAUCAUGGAGAAGGAGGGCGGAGAUAGGCGCUUCGGCAUCCUGCCCAGCUGCAACCACAUAUUCUGCUUCGAGUGCAUUUGCACGUGGCGCCAGGCUAAGCAGUUCGAGUACACAGUAAGGCGAGCCUGCCCAGAAUGUCGCGUGUGGUCGGACUUUGUGUGUCCCAGUCCGUUUUGGGUGGAGGCCAAGGAGGAAAAGGACCAGCUGCUCCAUGACUACCGCGCCGCUUUGGGUGCCAGGGACUGCAAAUACUUCAGGAGAGGAGACGGCCGGUGCUCCUUUGGCAACAAGUGCUUUUAUAAGCACGCCCUGCCCAACGGAGAUCACGUCGAUGUGGGAUUGCCGAUGCGUGCUCAAUGGAUACCGAUUCAACUUGGAUUUUUCGGAUUUCUUACAAUGAAUGUUUGGAGCCUUCAUCACCCGGAUUUCUAUUUUGGUGAUUACAGGAAUUCCGAAUACUCCAAUUACUCCGAUUACUCUGAUUACUCCGAUGACUCUGAUUAUUCCGAUGACUCGGAUUAUUCGGAUGAAGACUAAGCUGCUGAAACAGGAGCAAAUAGUAAUUGAUAUUCAAACUAUACAUCAUAUAUCUAAUUCUAAAUGACGCGAAGUAUUUUA